AUGUCAGACGUAGCUUCAAUACUAGUGGACGAAGGACCCAAUUCCACAGAUUCACAACCCAUUAAACAAGAACCAGAAUCAAACACAACACAAGAACACCCCUCUACCAACUCACAUCCAGAACAAGAAUCCAAAGAACCAGAAAUAGAAGAAACAGUAGAAACAUCCACAGCAUCCACCACAGCAGCCUCCAAAGACUAUCCCAAAAUAUAUGAGAAAUAUCAAGAACGAUUCCGGAAAGCAUAUGCCAAAUCACAAGAAUUGUUCGAAAUGGAAAGAAAUCAACGAUUGACGAUGUCUUAUUAUCAUCGUCGAAAUCAAGCAUUAUUAGGGCUAAUUGCAGAACUUGAAGCUGGGGAGAAUGAUGAGAUAACAUUCCCACCGAUUGAAUCUGACCGAAUUAAGAAGAUUAUGGAAGUUGCUCCGAGAUUAAAAUCAACACUAGAGCCAUUGAUUGAAUUACAGGAGAAGAAUAAUAACCAAGAUGAUAAGUCCAAGGAGGUGAGGAAAAGUCAUUAUUUGAAUUUAUAUCAUAUUGAAAAGAUUCCUGAUAUGAUUAAUGAUGAUAUUAUCCAUGCAGAAAUAAAUCCUCAAGAACUGGAACCUUGGUGUAGAAGACAUUAUCCUAAUUUAGUAUCAUCAAAAUAUAAACCUUUAACUAUUCAAACAUUAAGUAUGAAUUCAGAAUAUACUGGAACUGAUUUCCCAUUACUGAUUGAUGGAAAUAGUAAAUUAUCAAUAUCUUCAUCUGGAUCUACAAAAUCAAAAAAACGAAAGAUUGAACGGAAAUCAUAG
Hemisphaericaspora subhashii is the source of this 795-nucleotide messenger RNA. RefSeq lists its product as uncharacterized. NCBI's taxonomy places the organism in Eukaryota, Fungi, Ascomycota, Pichiomycetes, Serinales, Debaryomycetaceae. The transcript has a single exon. Bases 1 to 795 code for a protein of 264 amino acids. The record is from RefSeq and is a predicted model, not a curated record.